Molecule: messenger RNA, 7651 nt
Organism: Myiozetetes cayanensis
Lineage: Eukaryota; Metazoa; Chordata; Aves; Passeriformes; Tyrannidae
Gene: ADARB1
Product: adenosine deaminase RNA specific B1
Exons: 11
Coding region: 341-2440 (699 amino acids)
Biological process (GO): RNA processing; adenosine to inosine editing
Cellular component (GO): nucleolus; cytoplasm
Molecular function (GO): double-stranded RNA binding; double-stranded RNA adenosine deaminase activity; tRNA-specific adenosine deaminase activity
Source: RefSeq, a predicted model, not a curated record
UCGGUGGUAAAUAGUAGGGCUGUGUUUCCACCCUGGGGGCAGUCAGUUCCAGGUGUACUGCAGCCCUCUCCAGGUGAGAGCAAAGGGUGGCCUGCGCUCUUCUGCCAAAGGAAUGGAGAGAAGCCCAUUAACAAUAUCGGUGGUGGCACCACUUGGCUGCCCUGGACUCCAGUCUGUGCCGUAUGGUCCAUCCAUCGGUACCUGUUGAUCUUCAACCUCAGCAGCCCCACAGCAGAAGGAUCCUCUGAGAGACCAGGUUGCAGGGCCAGCAUGUGUCUCCAAUAGUUAAAAAGACAGAAGCAGUCUCCGCCAGCCAAGGAACCAGCAAAAACCUUUCACCAUGGACGUAGACGAUGAAGAAAACAUGAGUUCGAGCAGCACCGACAUUAAAGAAAACCGCAACGUGGACAACGUCCCUCCCAAAGACAGCGGUGGGACAGGGGCCGGGGAGGGGACACAGCUCUCCAACGGCGGCAGCAGCAGCAGCAGGAAGAGACCUCUGGAGGAGGGCAACAACGGCCAUUCCAAAUUUCGCCCCAAGAAGAGGAAGAAAACGCCCGGCCCCGUCCUGCCCAAGAACGCCCUGAUGCAACUCAACGAGAUCAAACCCGGCUUACAGUACAAACUCCUCUCCCAGACGGGGCCGGUCCACGCCCCCAUGUUCGUGAUGGCCGUGGAAGUCAACGGGCAGGUGUUCGAGGGCUCUGGCCCCACGAAAAAGAAGGCCAAGCUCCACGCCGCCGAGAAGGCUCUGCGCUCCUUCGUCCAGUUCCCCAACGCCUCGGAGGCCCACCUGGCCAUGGGCAGGACUCUGUCGGUCAACACGGACUUCACGUCCGACCAGGCGGACUUCCCCGACACCCUCUUCAACGGCUUCGAGACGCCGGUCCCUUCCGACGCUUCCUUUUACCUCGGCUCCAACGGGGACGGCUCCUUCGGCUCCGGCGGGGAGUACGCUUUGCCGUCGGCUGCCGUGGCCAGCAGCCUCUCCCAGUCGCCUCUGCCCCCGCCGUCCCCCUACCCCACCGCCAGUGGGAAGAACCCUGUCAUGAUCCUCAACGAGCUGCGGCCGGGGCUCAAGUAUGAGUUCCUCUCGGAGAGCGGGGAGAGCCACGCCAAAAACUUCGUCAUGGCCGUGGCUGUGGACGGUCAGACUUUCGAGGGCUCGGGGAGGAACAAGAAGCUGGCCAAGGCUCGGGCGGCUCAGUCGGCCCUGGCGUCCCUGUUUAACAUGCAGCUGGACCAGACCCCGUCCCGCCAGCCCAUCCCCAGCGAGGGGCUCCAGCUGCACUUGCCACAGGUUUUAGCUGAUGCUGUUGCACGCUUGGUUGUAGAUAAAUUCAGUGAUUUGACUGAAAAUUUCACAUCUCCGCAUGCACGUCGAAAAGUUCUUGCUGGAGUUGUCAUGACAACAGGCACGGAUGUGAAAGAUGCCCUUGUAAUAAGUGUUUCUACAGGAACGAAAUGUAUCAAUGGUGAAUACAUGAGCGACCGUGGUCUCGCAUUAAACGAUUGCCACGCGGAAAUCAUAGCUCGGCGGUGCCUGCUGAAAUUUCUCUACACACAACUUGAGCUUUACCUGAGCAAUAAAGAAGAUCAGCAAAAAUCCAUAUUUAUCAGAUCAGAGCAAGGCGGGUUUAAGCUGAAGGAGAAUGUGCAGUUCCACCUCUAUAUCAGCACAUCUCCUUGUGGUGAUGCUCGGAUUUUCUCCCCCCACGAAGCAGCACAAGAGGAUCAAGGGGACAGGCAUCCAAACCGCAAAGCCAGAGGACAGCUGCGGACGAAGAUCGAAUCUGGGGAAGGGACCAUCCCCGUGCGCUCCACGACCACUAUCCAGACGUGGGACGGUGUGCUGCAAGGAGAGAGGCUGCUGACCAUGUCCUGCAGUGACAAGAUAGCCAGGUGGAACGUAUUGGGUAUUCAAGGAGCCUUACUUAGCCUCUUUGUGGAGCCAAUUUACUUCUCUAGCAUCAUCUUGGGGAGUUUAUAUCAUGGGGAUCAUCUAUCCAGAGCCGUUUACCAGAGGAUAGCAGAGAUAGAAGAUCUACCACCUCUUUAUACACUCAACAGACCUUUACUUAGUGGUAUCAGCAACGCAGAGGCCCGUCAGCCAGGCAAAGCCCCAAACUUCAGUGUGAACUGGACAGUAGGAGACACCGGCCUGGAGGUCAUUAACGCCACCACCGGCAAGGACGAGAUGGGCCGCGCGUCCCGCCUGUGCAAGCACGCCUUCUACAGCCGCUGGAUGCGCAUCCACGCCAAGCUUUCCUCCAGCCUGCGCUCCAAGAUCCUCAAGCCCAACCUGUACCACGAUACCAAGCAAGGAGCCACCGAGUAUCAAACUGCCAAAGAGUGUUUGUUCAAAGCAUUCCUGAAGGCAGGACUUGGAGCCUGGGUGGAGAAGCCCAUAGAACAGGAUCAGUUUUCUCUCACGGUCUAAUUCACAAACUGCACAUCACUUUGGAAAGGGAGUUGCUCUGGAAAUUCCUGGUGUCCAGCACUGCUUUCUGGCAUCUCCACAGCCAUUAAAACAUCUUCUUUGCUGUUUGGAGUUGGGUUUCUUUGAGGUUUUUUCGAAACUUCACACAGUAACUGUUUCUGUUUCGCCUGAGUGUUGAAACUCAAUGAUGAUCUGACACAUAAUUGUAUAUUUUGUUAUAGGAAAGUAAUUUCUGGUGUAUUUCUAGAAAUACUUUUGCUGUAGAAAACUUGCAGUAAGGCUGUCCUUACUGUAUACAAUGACUCAUUUUUUCUGGGUUAAAAUAAUUUCUUUUUUUAAUUCAAUGUCAUCAAGUGCAUGAAGAAAUUAGAAGUUUCUCUAGGUUUUACACCACACUUUUAGGAAGUAGCUUAAUUUUUUAAAAAUAGGUGACAAAGCUGAUUCUACUGCUCUGUUAACUUGUUUUUGAACUGCAGAUGUUUUUAGCACAUAGACCACAGAGCCAGAAUGGAGUCUGGACAGCUAGUUUUUUCCCCAAUUCCUUGCUCUUUAAAACCAGCUGCUGAAAAUUUCAUGUCUUUGAUGUAUGUAUUUAUUAGUCUGUGACCCAGUUUUUAACAUGCAGCUUUUUAUUCUGUUUUUAAAAAUACAUUUACCUCCCAUUUACACCCAUUGUGAAGUCUUCUUUUUUUUUUUUUUUACCAUUGUAAACUGGAAACAGCAAAACCAAUUAUUUGUAAGUUGAGAAGUUUAGUCUAUGACGUGCAGAAGCCUGUUUAGAAGUAGGUGACUUGUUAUAUCCCAGGAACUCGUCAGAAUACAACCUUAAACUGUAACAGCGAUGUGACAGCUUGAAAAAGAAUUUGAUCACUUCGAGGGCGCUAAGCCUGAAUUGCCAAAACCACUCCCCUGUUUGGGUCUUAAUGAGAAGCUUUUUUAGUGGAUAAAGCAGCUGUUGAAACUCAUUUCCUGGGAGUUAUAUCACCCAAGUUGUUGUGUCUCUGAGGUUCCGCUGCCUUCUGGCUUUACACGUGUGAUGGGCUUCGUGAAGCUUACUGGGUGCAUUCAUUUGUUUCGACUUUUAAUACUUUAAAAGGUGUCAUUCCCAAAGGUGUAGGCACUUCUGCUUUAUGUAAGACUGUGAGAUAGGAGCGAAAUAUUGCGAGGUGCGUUCGAGGAACUGCUCUAGAGAAGGGGUUUUUAAAACCGCUUUUUGGUUCGUGACGUCAGUAGCAGAGGAGUCAGUGGCGUGGGAGCUCUCCUGACCAAACCAAACCUGACCCAACCAGCUCUGGGCUCCUGUCCUCUGCUCCACUGCCCCAGCCUGUGCCACACACGCAGGAGGUCACACCAGCAGGCUGGUCCGUGCUCUGAGCUCAGGCAGGGGUUGCUCAUAGACCCACAUUGGGUCGGAGGUGCAGCUGGAGCUGUGCCGGUGCCUCUGCGGGGCGGUGGAGCCGAGCAGGGAUCGGUUCAGCUGCGUGGCCGAGGCCUGUGUGUUGUGGGGCUGGGACUGGAGCCAGGGUACCCCAGCCCCAGCACCUCUGGGUGUUGGAGACUUUGGUUUAAAACCACUUCGGGACAAUCAUGAAUGCCAAGACGUUGCUGCUCAAGUAGGAACCUGUUUUCUGCUUCAAGAAGUGACCAAACGUGAAAAUCACUCGUGCAUUAGUCGAAGCCCCUGGGUUAAUGUCUUGGAGGUAAGGCACUGAGGUGCAAACAGUGUGCUUGGGUGGUACUGUGGGUAGUGGCAAGCACUGCUCUGGGAGGGCAAGCGAGUCUGUGACCUAGGGAUCCCCUCAGAAAAGCCUGGUGCUUCCAGAGGUUACUGCCUUUUCCACGUGCCAGGGGAGCAGGCUGCGGUAGAUGGGCUGUGUUAAUUCACCCUCAUGGGUGGUUUCAGCCACCCUGUCUGCUCCUCGUUAAAACUAAAAGCACUCCCAUGGCUGUGCAAGCCCAGCAAGGCUCUUGCAGUCAUCAUCCAGCUGAGGUGUGCACUGACCUGUUCCAGAAGGAAUUUUAGCACCGGGGCAUUGGCCUUGUCGUGUUCACGUUGCAGGGGUUCUCUUUGGGGGCUGUGGCUGAGUGUGGGAAUGUUUCUGCAGGGGGGAGGACAAGCUGGUCAUGCCUUGUGUGUUUUCUGGAGGUCGUUACUGCUCUUGGGUGAAAUACCUGUUUUUAAGGGGCUCAUUCAAAAGUUGGUGUCUCUCUGAAAUUUUUUUUUGAGGACUAGAAAAGUAGUAACUUGAACUAUUUUUUUUUUUUUUUUAAUGAAGUCAAAAAUAUGAGCAAAAUGUUUGUGUUAUUGUAGACACAGUUUUUUAAGCUGUUCGAAUGAACAAUCAGAAUUAAAGUGUAAAGGAGAUGGGUUCUAUGCCAAAAUCCUUUGACAAAGGAGUGGUGUCAGGUUGUUUAUGAGGAAUGAGUUGUCCUGUUUAUAAUUCUGGGAUUUUAAAAAGAGGUUUUCCAGGGUUGUGUGCAAUCCAUGUCUGUCUUCUGGGAGUCAAUAAAACACUGCUUGGCUUCCUUCAAUGCCUUGUUGCUUUCUGUGCAGUUGACACAUGGCAGGAAGUUGGGAGGGUUCCCUGCAAAUCGCUGCCACUUGAGCAAGAAGGGGUAGUGAUGCAUCUGAUUUCAAGUGACUGCAAAAGAUAAGGCAGCUCAGCCUCUGGCAGCUGCCAAAUUUUUUGGGAUACCAGCGCUGGAAGGCUGAGGGGUCUGGAAAGCUGGAUGGGUGGGUGGGAACCUGCACAGGGGACUUGUACUGCUGCUCUAGGAGCUGCUUCUGUUCUUUCACUGUUUUUCUUUCCCCUUAUUUUUGCUUGAAUAUUCAUAUAAUUAUUUUGAUGGAAUAUUUAUAUAAUUGUAAUUGAGUGUUUGUCUCAGGAUCUUCAAAGGACUUAGAGUAACAACUUAAAUGUUGAUGAAUACUUGAAAUCUUAUUUAAGGUGGUUUGUUUUUUUUGUCUCCAGAUGGCAGUCUGGCUAUAGUAAAGUUUGUAGGUUAGGAAAGUGGGUAAUUUUAAAUAUAGAUGUUUGAAAUAUAUAUAUAUGUGUAUAUAUAUAUAUAUAUAUGUUAUGCAGGAUCAUUUUAAGAAAAUGUGGGCCUAAAGGUUAACACUUGAAAUGUCGCUUAUGGCUGUACUCAGGACCUGGUAGUAACUGUAAAUUAUUUCUUGCUGCUUGUGUGUGUGUUUCAUGGAGAGCCUGUCAGCCACAGCUCUCCCCCAGCGGUGUGGAUGUCCCACAGGUAGCCAUGGGAGUGGUGGCUCUGCUUGCUUAGGGAUGUACAGCAGUGGGGUUUAUGUACAGGUGACAAUUCUCAUCUUCUCCUGGUCUUAGAGGGAUCUUUUAGUGGCUGGUUAGUGCAUAGGAAACUCAGGAGUAGAAGGUUUUUGGGUGCUGUUGCUCUAAAUCUGAAAUAAGUUGCUGCUUGAAAGGGUGAGGAUCUCAGGACUGGUGUUUGCAUUUCAUCAGCCCAGUUCUGAAGACAGGCUGGGAGAGCUGGGGGGGUUCAACCAGGAGAAGGGAAGGCUCUGUGGAGACCUGAGAGCCCCUUCCAGGGCCUAAAGGGGCUCCAGGAGAGCUGGAGAGGACUGGGGACAAGGGCCUGCAGUGACAGGACAGGGGUGGAAAGGCUUCCCAUUGACAGAGGGUAGAUUUUGAUUGGAUAUAGGGAAGAACUUCUUCCCUGGGAGGGUGGGCAGGCCCUGGCACAGGUUGCCCAGAGCAGCUGUGGCUGCCCCUGGAUCCCUGGAAGUGUCCAAGGCCAGGUUGGACUGGGCUUGGAGCAACCUGGGCUAGUGGAAGGUGUUCCUGCCUGUGGCAGGGGGUGGGACAAGAUGAACUUUAAGGUCCCUUUCAACCCAAGCCAUUCUAUGAUUCUGUGAUGGCCAAGAGUGCCAUCUACCCUGGGAAGCCCCCAAACUCGCCCUGCUCUCAGUGCAAACGUGCACGAGUUCAAACUGUUGGUUUGGUAGCAAGAGGCAGAGCCUGUGUCGUGGAGAGGUGCUGCCUUUGGAAACCAAGCUGUGUUUAAAACAAAUAACCAGCCAGGAACUGAGAAUCAGGCCUGAGAAUUGACUUAGUCACGGUCACCACAUAAUUAAAAUUUUGGGGGGUUUAAAUAUCCAUGGUUUUCAAAAUAGUUUGCUAUUGCCAUUCCUUAAAUUAAUGCUUGGAAGGCUCACACUUGCAGAGAAGCUGCACUUUGCAUUCCUUGCAUUUUUAUCAUCAUAAAACUGUCCACUGUGAAAAUUAUCCCAAAGUUUACUGGAAGGGAAGAAGAGUUGCAAUUCAGGGAUACAGUCAGAACAAAAAACGUCUCAUGUCACUUAAAACCCAAAAACCCGCAGAAAUGAAAUGUACAAAAUACAACUAUCCUGUUUCAGAAUCACCACGUGGCUUUUGUUGGGUUUCUUUGUAGAAUUGUGUAUUUAUUUAUUUAUUUUCUAAUAGGAAGUGUUUUCAGGUGAGCAUGAAAGAUUCCUGCUGGGAAAGGAGGUGAUGUUGAUCCUGGGGUUACCUAGAGCUGACAGAGGCACCAUUUUGGGUUGAUUCCCUUGUGUAGGCAGGAGUGAGUUCUGGGGGUAGUUGUGUUUUGUUUUCUCCCGUCAUUCCAGGAAAGAGGGGUCGAGAGCCGUGUUUGCAGCCAGUGGAACAGUUUAAGGAAUAUCUGUUCUCUGUGACAUCCACAGUCGAUGUCGCCGCAGUACUUUCACAUUUUUAACGUCGUCGUCGUCAUCAUCAUACCAAUAUAAUUUCUGUGGUAGUUUGGCUGAGGCAUCCUUUAACAAAUUUAAGAUCAAAGAGGUGUGCGUGUGUGUGUGUGUGAAUAUGUAUUUAUACAGACAUAUAUAUAUAUAUUGCUGUAUAUUAUUUGCAUUAAGCAGUUAUUCCUCCCCCCCGUCUUCCUGUGUGAUAGUGCAAAUCCAUUGGUUUUACCUGCCUGGUGUAAGGAUAUUAAAGAACACUCUCAGAUACUGUCCUCGACACUUACUUUCUCCAUUCAUAACCCCGACUUCGACGACAAGACCUUGUUAUACCUCUGGUUUGUUGCUUCCCUUCCAUCACCCUUGUCCCUCUCCCGGUGUCACCGCUGAAGCACAACCCAUUGGUCGAUUAUUCCAAGCAAUGACUGUUUUGCAUACUACCUUGCUUUGUUUAAGUAAUGUUUGUACAGAGAAUUCAAAAUAUAAAGAGCUAUAUCAUU